AUGGCGGGUCUCUUCGAUCUCACGGACAAGACCGUAGUCGCGACAGGGGCAACCAGGGGCAUCGGCCAAUCUAUGACAAUAGGUCUAGCCGAAUUAGGAGCCGACGUUAUCAGCCUACAGAGGGACUUGAGCAACACGGAAACGCAAAACAAGGUGCUGGCUCUUGGCCGCAAAUUCACAGCAAUCCACUGCGAUGUAUCCAACAACACCAAGGUUCUCCAAGCUAUGCGGGAAGCCUUGGCAUUGACCCGGGUGGAUAUUCUAUUGAAUGCGGCUGGCUUACAGCGGCGGUCCCCGGCCCAAGACCUCUCGUACGAGGCAUACGAGGAAGUCAUGGACGCUAAUCUCUCCGCCAUCUUUACGACUUGUCAAGAAGCCGGGAGGUACUGGCUCGACAAGGGCCAGCAAGGCGUCAUCAUCAAUGUAGCCUCCGUCGUCGCUGUGCAAGGAGGUGUCAAUAUGGCGGCCUAUGCCGCCAGCAAAGGUGGUGUGCUGCAACUGACGAGAGCAUUGAGCAACGAGUGGGCCGGCCGAGGCAUUCGAGUGAAUUGUGUCUCCCCAGGGUAUGUGAAUGUUGUCCCAUCGAAUCGGGUUGCAUGCUUAUUCGCAAAAAGCGAAAUUGCUACAGAUAUCAACAAGGACGUUCGAACAGAGCCCGAGUAUCGGGAGCACUACGACUUUCUCACCAAGCGCAUUCCAAUGGGCAGGUGGGGGGUGGCCGACGAUUUCAAGGGCGUAGCUGUCUUCAUGGCCAGCAAAGCGAGUUGUUACAUGUCGGGAGAAAAUCUUGUCAUCGAUGGGGGUUGGCUGGCAAGAUGA
Molecule: messenger RNA, 819 nt
Organism: Metarhizium robertsii ARSEF 23
Lineage: Eukaryota; Fungi; Ascomycota; Sordariomycetes; Hypocreales; Clavicipitaceae
Product: 2-dehydro-3-deoxy-D-gluconate 5-dehydrogenase
Exons: 2
Coding region: 1-819 (272 amino acids)
Molecular function (GO): oxidoreductase activity, acting on the CH-OH group of donors, NAD or NADP as acceptor
Source: RefSeq, a predicted model, not a curated record